CAUUACCCGGAAACUGCGGCUUCGACAGACAGGAGAGAGAGGCAGAGCUGACUCGAUCCUCGUCAAACUGCGCUCCAGAUCCAGAUCCAGUUCCAGAUCCAGUUUCAGGUCCAGAUUCAGAUCCAGUUCCAGGUCCAGCUAUAGUCAGGGUUUAUGUGGAAGGACGCAAACUUUACUCGGACCCUGGCGGACUGCGACCGAAGACGGACACACACAUAACGACACCAGUGCAAGAAUGGAUACGCAGAACACGACAUCUCCUACGUUUAAUAAUUCAGAGUGUCCAUCAAUUGAUGACUUCCGUAACCAAAUCUAUUCCACGGUAUACUCUGUGAUCACCGUCUUUGGGCUGAUGGGCAAUGGCUUCGCUCUCUACGUGCUCCUCCGCACCUACCGGCAGACCUCCUCGUUCCACAUCUACAUGCUGAACCUGGCCGUGUCAGACCUGCUGUGUGUCAGCACGCUGCCCCUACGGGUGCUCUACUACAUCAACAAGGGCCAGUGGAACCUGGGGGACUUCCUCUGCCGGCUCAGUUCCUACGCCCUGUACGUCAACCUCUACUGCAGUGUCUUCUUCAUGAUGGCUAUGAGUUUCACCCGCUUCCUAGCAAUCGUGUUCCCGGUGCAGAACCUGAGGCUAGCCACCGAGAAGAAGGCAUGGCUCGUUUGCGUGGGCAUUUGGGUGUUCAUUUGCUCCACCAGUUCACCCUUCCUCCUCUCUGGUCAGCAUUUUGAUCCAAAGACAAACAAAACCAAGUGUUUCGAACCGCCAGAAACGGUACGCAGCCUCGAUAAACUAGUCAUGCUGAAUUACUUUUCCCUGGUGGUGGGUUUUAUUAUACCUUUCCUGGUUAUCUUGCUGUGUUACGCAGGCAUCUUGCGCACUCUACUUAGAAACAGUAACAGUGUGAACAAGCAGCGUUACACGCGGAACAAGGCCAUUCGGAUGAUCGUCGUGGUGAUGCUGGCUUUCUUGGUCAGUUUUAUGCCCUAUCAUAUACAACGCUCGCUGCACCUCCACUUCAAGGGCCGCAAGGACACCACCUGCGAUGAGGUCAUCUACAUGCAGAAGUCUGUGGUCAUCACCCUCUGCCUGGCUGCCGCCAACUCCUGCUUUGACCCAAUGCUCUACUUCUUCUCCGGAGAGAACUUCCGUCACCGCCUCUCCACCUUCCGCAGGGCUUCGGGAAACAUGUCUUUAACUCACCGAGGCCGGCAUGCUGUCCGAAGCUCCCCGCCUGUGGAGGAGAGUGAGCUGCAGUCCUGUAAGAGUGCAGACAAACUUGGGUAGAGGCAAGGAAAAUGAAGUAGCAGAAGCAGAUUUCAAUAAAGAAAGCUUAUUCUCCAAAGUAGUAUUAAUAAUAAUCAGAGAUUCCCAUGUACUACAUUCCAGUAUUAAGACAAAUAGAUCUUGUGCAUGCCUGGAUUAAUAUGCAUUUCUAUAAUUAUGGGAAUAUCUUUGCACGUAAAAAAUAUAUAUAUAUAUAUUAUGGCAUAUAAAUCAUUUUCUAAAAGCAUUUCAUAAUUCUGAUAUCUGAACCCACAGUAAGUGGUUAUUGGAUGUGGUCUGGUAUUCAUUAUUUGGCAAUUUAGAAGAACACUUAAUAUAUAAACAGAUUGCUUUCUAAUCUGCACUUAUGACAGCGUUUUGGGAUGUAUCAACGUAAAAGCUUAUUUUAUUGAAAAGAACGUAUUUUGAAAACGAAUGUA
Molecule: messenger RNA, 1710 nt
Organism: Pimephales promelas (fathead minnow)
Lineage: Eukaryota; Metazoa; Chordata; Actinopteri; Cypriniformes; Leuciscidae
Gene: cysltr1
Product: cysteinyl leukotriene receptor 1
Biological process (GO): G protein-coupled receptor signaling pathway
Cellular component (GO): plasma membrane
Molecular function (GO): leukotriene receptor activity
Source: RefSeq, a predicted model, not a curated record